This is a messenger RNA of Postia placenta MAD-698-R-SB12, 855 nucleotides long. RefSeq lists its product as hypothetical. The transcript has 5 exons. The record is from RefSeq and is a predicted model, not a curated record. NCBI's taxonomy places the organism in Eukaryota, Fungi, Basidiomycota, Agaricomycetes, Polyporales, Adustoporiaceae. The coding region runs from base 1 to 855 and encodes 284 amino acids.
AUGGCAUGCAGGCAGGCAGCAAACAGCCGUUCGGCUGCCAGCUCUUGUCCUUGCCUAAUAUGGCAAGUGCAUGGUGAUUUCGCCCACCUGCGUGCCCGCAACAUUGAUGCCAUCAAUCAGAACGUGGGCAAGAAGUUGAUCGUGCUCUCAGGGAAGGUCGACGAGCUGUGGGAGCGCAUGGCCCGGCACUACAGCCUCAAUCUUGCCCAGGCUAUUGAGCCCGCAUUGCCUGCCUCCGGCCCGCGCCCCAUCAACAAGGAGAUCCAGUGCCGGCAGUGGGCACAUCUCCAUGAUCUCACUGAUGAGUGCCUGCCCUCGACACCAUCACACCAGGCCGAAACGAUGUUUGAUACCAUCAGGUCAUGGGUUGAAGCAGCACAGGCUGGCAAUCCAUAUGCAAUUGCAGGCCUGAUGGUGGCACAAUGGCUGCUUGUACCCAAUGGGACUUCUGUUGCCGGGCCUUCCUCGCUAUUGAUUCAUACUGUAUCAAUGUCUAAUCAAGUACCUACUGUCAAUGCAAGACUUUGUACACAAUAUGGAGGUACCCAGGCCUGGGAAACCAUCAAGGUCAGCAUGUGUUGUCAUGAACAUCUUUAUGGGAAGCUGCAGGAUGCAUUUGGAGGUGACAAAGACUAUUUUUAUGCAUUCUUUGCUGAGCCAUCAGACCCGCAGAAAAGGUGCAAGCAGGAUUUGUUGUGUUUGUACAGGCUUGUGAUUGAAGCCAUUCCUCACCACAAGAAGGAUAUUGCUCACGAGCAGCUUAAGCCGGAAUACCAAGAUGUGUUCAGUACAUUUUCAGAGCACAUGAAUGAUUGGGAGAUUUGGUGGGAGCUUGGCUUAGAGCAGUAUAGAUAG